Molecule: messenger RNA, 465 nt
Organism: Candidula unifasciata
Lineage: Eukaryota; Metazoa; Mollusca; Gastropoda; Stylommatophora; Geomitridae
Source: the annotation of a GenBank genome assembly
AUGGGCGGACUCAUGGGCGGACUCAUGGGCAGACUCAUGGGCGGACUCAUGGGCGGACUCAUGGGCGGACUCAUGGGCAGACUCAUGGGCGGACUCAUGGGCGGACUCAUGGGCAGACUCAUAGGAGAACUCAUGGGCGGACUCAUAGGCGGACUCAUGGGCGGUCUCAUGGGCGGACUCAUGGGCGGAUUCAUGGGCGGACUCAUGGGCGGACUCAUGGGCAGACUCAUGGGCGGACUCAUGGGCAGACUCAUGGGCGGACUCAUGGGCGGACUCAUGGGCGGACUCAUGGGCAGACUCAUGGGCGGACUCAUGGGCAGACUCAUAGGCGGACUCAUAGGCGGACUCAUGGGCGGACUCAUGGGCGGACUCAUGGGCAGACUCAUGGGCGGACUCAUGGGCGGACUCAUGGGCAGACUCAUCACAGAAGACAACAAAAUGAAUGCAGGCCUGCCUUCACGUUGU